AUGCAUCUUUCCGCAUUUCGACCAUGGAUGCUCUUGGGAGUAUUGACUGCUGCUACUGCAGAUCAGGAUGAUUGGCAGUCUUUUCUUACGGAGGGGAAAGCUAAAGACUAUGCGCGGGCAUGUCCAGAUUACAAGAAAUACUCAACUUUCGUCCAUCAACCGCUUUCAGAUGGCCCAAUGUCUCUGCCAUUCCAGCGCCCUGCGAUACUCUGCCGGACCUUCAACUCACCGCUCGUCGAGAAGGUAAUCGAGGACAUUACGGGCAAGAUGGUGGAUAAGGACCUAGCACGGCUCUUUGAAAAUGCUUUCCCAAAUACGCUGGAUACGACCGUACGAUGGCAUGUUGAUGGGACAAGCAAACAUACAGAGCUAAAGGCGCGGGGUCCAAAGGACGAAGGGAAAUGGGAGGGACCUCAUUCAUUUGUGGUCACAGGUGACAUCAACGCAGAAUGGCUGCGCGACUCGACGAACCAAUUACUUCAAUACCAGCCUCUAGCCAAGAAGGAUCAACAGAUUUUUAAUCUGAUAUUGGGUGCUAUAAACACUCAGUCCGAAUACGUUAUCGAGUCCCCAUACUGCAAUGCUUUCCAACCCCCACCAGGUUCAAAGCUCCCCCCUAGUCAAAAUGGACAGGAUGACAAUGUUCACCCUGCAUAUGAGCCCUCCGUUGUCUUCGAAUGCAAAUAUGAGCUGGACUCUUUGGCGCAUUUCCUGGCUCUAGGGAACACGUUCUAUAAGCAUACAGGGUCUCUCGCCUUCCUGACUCCAAGGUGGUACAAAGCCCUCGAUACCGUCCUAGCAGUCAUUGACCAACAGUCGCAAUCGACUUUUGAUCCAAAGACCGGGAGAUUUGAGAAAAACUCGUAUACUUUCAACCGAAAAACAGAUGCAGGCACGGAGACCCUGUCUCUCGGUGGAGUCGGAAACCCCCUAAAUUACGGCACGGGCUUAGUUAGAAGCGCGUUUCGUCCUAGCGACGAUGCCACCAUAUUGGGAUUCUAUAUCCCAGCAAACGCUCAAAUGGCAGUAGAGCUCAAACGCGCCUCCGAAGUUCUCAAGAAAGCAAACAAGCUAGCACUUUCCCAAACUCUGGAGAAGCGCGCUACAGCUAUCACAGACGGGAUUUGGGAGCAUGGGGUUAUACAGCAUAAGAAAUAUGGCCGUGUCUUUGCCUAUGAGGUAGAUGGAUAUGGAUCUCAGAUCUUGAUGGAUGAUGCAAAUGUGCCAUCGUUGCUCGCAUUGCCGAUUUUGGGGUUUGUGGAUAAGGACCAUCAGGUAUAUAAGAAUACAAGAAAGAUGUUAUUGGAGAAAUCGGGGAAUCCGUACUAUCUUCAGGGACAUGCUUUUCAUGGUAUUGGAGGUCCGCAUAUUGGGCUCGAAUACGCUUGGCCCAUGAGUUUGCUCCUCCAAGCCAUGACCUCGGAUGACGACAAAGAGAUCAAGGAAUGUAUAGAGCUGGUGCUCCGUGCUAGUAAACUAGGUCUUGUACAUGAAUCCAUAAACGUAAAUAGGAUUUUGGAUUAUACCCGAAGCUGGUUCGCAUGGGCCAACAGCGUCUUCGCACAAACUAUUCUGGAUCUCGCAAAGCGCAAACCACAUUUGCUUUUCGGAGAAGGUGCAGAACCGUAUAUAAUUGAGUGA
Lachnellula hyalina is the source of this 1641-nucleotide messenger RNA. Its product is annotated as Meiotically up-regulated protein. The record is from RefSeq and is a predicted model, not a curated record. The transcript has 4 exons. Gene Ontology annotation, biological process: carbohydrate metabolic process. Lineage: Eukaryota; Fungi; Ascomycota; Leotiomycetes; Helotiales; Lachnaceae. Bases 1 to 1641 code for a protein of 546 amino acids.